UGCUUUGCUCUAUGCUCUGUGCUCUGCUCUGAAGGGAAGAUGGGAGAAGAGGACAGCAAGGGGCACAGUAGCCUUGGUUUGGCUUAAGGAAACUGCAGUGUUACAGCUCAAAGGUGGGGACAUGGGGUAAGGUCAAGAGAGCCAUGCCCCCCAGCCACCUUCCCUCCAAGACUACCAGAGAAGUGCCAGACACUCACCAAUUGCUUCCUUAGACCAAAGGAGAAACUUCCCUAAUUGCUGCUGGUGGAUGGGUUGCUGAACGAUUGGUGAGCAGGAAGCAAAUGGUUAUGAGCCUUAGAGUUUCUGAACUCCAAGUACUGUUGGGCUACGCUGGGCGGAACAAGCACGGACGCAAACACGAACUUCUUACAAAAGCCCUGCAUUUGUUAAAGGCUGGCUGUAGUCCUGCUGUACAAAUGAAAAUCAAAGAACUCUACAGGCGGCGCUUCCCUCAGAAAAUUAUGACGCCCGCGGACUUGUCUAUCCCCAACGUACACUCAAGUCCUAUGCCAGCGACUCUGUCUCCAUCUACCAUUCCACAGCUCACUUAUGAUGGUCACCCUGCAUCAUCCCCACUACUCCCUGUUUCUCUUCUGGGACCUAAACAUGAACUGGAACUCCCACAUCUCCCAUCAGCGCUGCACCCAGUCCAUCCGGAUAUAAAGCUGCAAAAGCUACCAUUCUAUGACCUGCUGGACGAGCUGAUCAAACCCACCAGUCUAGCGUCAGACAACAGCCAGCGCUUUCGGGAAACCUGUUUUGCAUUUGCCUUGACUCCACAACAGGUGCAGCAGAUCAGCAGCUCCAUGGAUAUUUCUGGGACCAAAUGUGACUUCACAGUGCAGGUCCAAUUAAGGUUUUGUUUAUCAGAAACCAGUUGUCCACAAGAAGAUCACUUCCCACCCAACCUUUGUGUGAAAGUGAAUACAAAACCUUGCAGCCUUCCAGGUUACCUUCCACCUACUAAAAACGGUGUGGAACCAAAGCGACCUAGCCGACCAAUUAAUAUCACCUCACUUGUCCGAUUGUCUACGACAGUACCAAAUACCAUUGUUGUUUCUUGGACUGCAGAAAUUGGAAGAACCUAUUCCAUGGCAGUAUAUCUUGUAAAACAGUUGUCCUCAACAGUUCUUCUUCAGAGGUUACGAGCAAAGGGAAUAAGGAAUCCGGAUCAUUCUAGAGCUUUAAUUAAAGAGAAAUUAACUGCAGAUCCAGACAGUGAAAUAGCCACCACCAGCCUGCGGGUUUCCCUGCUGUGUCCACUCGGGAAAAUGCGGCUGACAAUUCCAUGUCGGGCACUUACCUGUUCCCACCUUCAGUGUUUUGAUGCAACUCUUUAUAUUCAAAUGAAUGAGAAAAAACCAACGUGGGUUUGUCCUGUCUGUGAUAAGAAGGCUCCGUAUGAACACCUUAUUAUUGAUGGGUUGUUUAUGGAAAUCCUAAAGUACUGUACAGACUGUGAUGAGAUACAGUUUAAAGAGGAUGGCUCCUGGGCUCCGAUGAGAUCAAAAAAGGAAGUGCAGGAAGUUACUGCCUCGUACAACGGAGUCGACGGAUGCUUGAGCUCCACAUUGGAGCAUCAGGUGACUUCACACAACCAAUCCUCAAAUAAAAACAAGAAAGUCGAAGUGAUUGACCUAACCAUAGACAGUUCAUCAGAUGAAGAAGAGGAAGAACCCUCUGCCAAGAGGACCUGUCCUUCCCUGUCUCCUACAUCACCACUAAAUAAUAAAGGUAUUUUAAGUCUUCCUCAUCAAGCAUCACCUGUGUCCCGCACCCCCAGCCUUCCUGCUGUAGAUACAAGCUACAUCAACACUUCCCUCAUCCAGGACUACAGGCACCCUUUCCACAUGACGCCCAUGCCUUAUGACUUACAAGGAUUAGAUUUCUUUCCUUUCUUAUCAGGAGACAAUCAGCAUUACAACACCUCCCUGCUCGCCGCAGCGGCGGCCGCGGUCUCAGAUGACCAGGACCUCCUGCACUCCUCCCGCUUUUUCCCGUAUACCUCCUCGCAGAUGUUUCUGGACCAGCUAAGUGCUGGAGGAAGCACUUCUUUGCCAGCCACCAACGGAAGCAGUAGUGGCAGCAACAGCAGCCUUGUGUCUUCCAACAGUCUGAGGGAGAGCCACGGCCAUGGUGUGGCCAGCAGGAGCAGCGCGGACACGGCAUCCAUCUUUGGCAUAAUCCCAGACAUUAUCUCGUUGGACUGACGGCCUCAUCCUGCUGCUCCCACCCUGUCCCACAUUAAAUGACUUGGCAGAAGAGAACUCUGUGCUGUUUUACCUUAUCCUGUUUAGAAAAGUACACAAGCGUGGUUUUUUUUUUCCUGUUUUUAGGGAAAAAAAAUUAAAAGAAAUGUACAGAGAACAAAACUAUAUUUUCAGUUUUACUUUUGUAUAUAAAUCUAAGACUGCCUGUCUGAUAAAACACUUGUUUUAAAAAAAAAAAAAAAGGAAGGAAAGAAAAGAAAAAACAAGCACCCACAAACCUCCUUCAGUUCAUUUUUUCUGGAUUCUGAAGACUUUUCACCGUUUGUCCUAUGGUUUGGGUUUUAUUUUACUUCAAUGGCAUUAUCUUACUUGCAAUAACAGAAACAGAAUUGCAUGUAUGAAGUUUUAAAUUGUGGGCUUUGUUGUGGGGAGGGGGUUGGGAUAGUUUUGAUUUCCAUUUUUUAAAAGCAUCAGACUUGGAUUCUGUUUGUGUAUGCGUGGAUUUUACCAGCCUUAAGUUAUGACUCUCACCUGUCCCACUCAUUCCCUUUGUUUUCAGGACAUAGCUCGUGGGGGUGUGUGUUUUCAGUGUGUUCCUGUGUGUACUAUUCUGUCAUCACUGUCCCCUCUCCUCCUGGGUUGGCAUUUAGUUAAUAUCAGUUGCCUGCUUCUUUCAGAGUGCUUCAGAGGUCUUGAAUGCUCACAUGAGCAUCUUUCUCAGCUCUCCCAAUGCAUGUUCUCCAUCACAGGUCUUCUGUGAUCUGCUGAGUACCCCCUAAGAGUGUGUUUCCUAGAAGUGCUAGAGCAAAAGCUGCCUGGAUAAGCAGUCUGAGGGCAGGCCUGUGAACCAUGAUACACUUGGGUUGAUUCUGAAUCUGAAUUGCCAGUAUUUUGUAUGUAAGCCAAGUCUGUGAGUACCUGCAUUUUGGCCACAGGGUAGCAAGUUUCCUUGAGAAUCUUCAUACCAAAGUGGAAUAUGAAAGAGCCCUAGAAGCCCCAUGGGGUGCUGUAUGCAGCUGGCAGAGGACAUUAUUCCACCUCAAAAAAGAAAGAAUUGAGUUCCUCUAAAGUUGACAGUACAGUGCAGCCCACAUGUGGAUCUGUAGCAAAUCUAUUGGAUCAACAGUUGAAACUCAAAACUAACCUUAGUUAUUUUUGUUCCUCUGGUUCUGAGUAUACUUCCUUUCUUAGCCUUGUUUAUUUUUUACUCACCUUUUAAUGACAAGCAUGACAUAGGAAGCCAUUUUUUUAAAUUCAAGAAUCAGUUGGUUUUAUCUACUCUCAAUAGCAGACUAUGUAAAUAUACUACAGUUUCUUCAGAAGAUGAUUAAGGGUCAAAGGAAGGAAAAAGUGCGUCUUAUACUUGAGAGUCAUCAGAGAAGAUGCACUGCCCUUACAGUGGAAGGCAGCUGGAUGGCAGCUGGUGGAGGGCGCAGGAUUCUCAGCAGAGAAGGGGCACACCAUCGCCAGUUCCCAGACUGGCAUUUUAUGUUACCACUUCGUGUUCUCAGAGUUGAAGGACCCCCUUUGUGUAUAGUAAACUUGUUUUCAAACCUUGCAUCAGUAACAGAAGUACCUAUAUUAAUCCAGGUAGAAGUCAAGAUGGCUGUAUCUUCAGUUGUAUGAUAAAGUAAAUGGUUCACAUGACAGAGUGGCAACUAAAAAUGUUAUCUGUUUUUUAUAGCGUCUCUGCUACUAAACUGUCAACUUGAAUUUUGAGAAAAGUUGGUGUUGAUAUGUAUAUGUGUGUGUGUAUAUAUGUAUUUAUAAACAAGUGUGUGUGAGUAACAUCGUCUUCCCCUGCGCAUGUGUGUUCCACACAGAAACGGCUGUUAGAGUCACAAAACAAUCUGCAAUAAAACAAGGCAUUUGUUGUCAGUUCAAACCAGAAA
Peromyscus maniculatus bairdii (prairie deer mouse) is the source of this 4102-nucleotide messenger RNA. It is a transcript of the gene Pias1, whose product is annotated as protein inhibitor of activated STAT 1. Gene Ontology annotation, cellular component: chromatin. The record is from RefSeq and is a predicted model, not a curated record. Gene Ontology annotation, molecular function: SUMO ligase activity; transcription coregulator activity; zinc ion binding. Gene Ontology annotation, biological process: protein sumoylation; regulation of transcription by RNA polymerase II. Lineage: Eukaryota; Metazoa; Chordata; Mammalia; Rodentia; Cricetidae.